Molecule: messenger RNA, 2531 nt
Organism: Gossypium raimondii (Peruvian cotton)
Lineage: Eukaryota; Viridiplantae; Streptophyta; Magnoliopsida; Malvales; Malvaceae
Exons: 6
Coding region: 230-2239 (669 amino acids)
Biological process (GO): protein transport
Source: RefSeq, a predicted model, not a curated record
UUAGUUCACUGCUGGAAAAUACCUGUAAAUUAGUGCUUCUCAAGGAAAAAAAUUAAAAUUAAGGGUGUCCGAGAAACGGCAGUGAAGAAGCUUUAAGCAAAGAGCCUUUUCUCUUCUUCGUUAAUGGCAGAUCUUUCGUUUUCUUGAUUUGCAUUUUGAGUUUACGGCCUCGUUUGUGACUUAACUGAGUUUAAUUGUUCUGCUGAGUUGAAUUAGGAAGUCAUCGGAGAUGCUGGACGGAAUCUUAGGCCGUGGUUUUGCCUCCAAAUGUAAGUCAUUGAUAAAACUGAUAAAGAGUCGGAUCGAUGUAAUAAGGAGGAAGAGGAGUGCGACGCUUAAGUUUUUGAAGAAAGACAUAGCUGAUCUGCUCGCUAAUGGCCUUGAUAUUAAUGCUUAUGGCAGGGUGGAAGGAUAUAUAGCUGAAUUGGUCCUUUCCUCUUGCUACGAUUUUGUUGAGAAAUGCUGCGAGUUCGUGUCGAAGCAUGUUUCACUUAUGCAAAAACUGAGUGACUGCCCCGAAGAUUGCAGGGAAGCUGUUUCAUCUCUGAUGUUUGCAGCUGCAAGAUUCUCUGAUUUGCCAGAGUUACGCGAUCUUAGGCAAAUAUUUCUUGAAAGAUAUGGAAAUUCCCUGGAAUUAUUUGUCAAUAAGCAGCUUGUCGAGAAUUCAGCUUCAAAUUCUUUCACAAUGGAGAAGAAAGUCAAGGUAAUGCACGAUAUAGCAUCAGAGUUUACCAUAAAAUGGGACUCUGAAGCUUUUCAGCGAAGAAUGUCUAAACCUACCGUGGUUCCACAGGACCAACCUAAAAGUUAUGGGUCUUCCCAUGUCAAUGGUCAUAAUCAUAAAUCAAAAGAUGGAAGAAGUGCUGGUUCACAAGACGAUAAAGUUAAAGUUUUGUCUAAAGAAAAACACGAAGUAGGUAAGGGUGAGCGUAGACGGGGCAACUGCAAGGAGGAUAAUGUCUCAAAAAGGGAUGAGAUCAUCUUUCCACCUAAACAGGAAUUUGCUGUUGAGGGGUACCAGCCACAUCAUGGCAGGGAGCAAGCUUCUGCAAGGAAGAAUGAUCUCAACAUUCCAUCAUGGCAAAAACAGGAAGUCUCUGCUGGUAAGGUUGAAUUUUGGAAUGGGAAGGAUGAUGUUGCCUUCAAAACAGCAAGAUUGAGCAGUUCUUCUCAUGGAAAAAUAAUGGAAAGAGCUGAUGGUGGAGCCAAACUACAAGAUGGUAGGCAGAAUGGUACGCCUAGAAUAUAUAACCAAGAUGUUCUACUUCAGAGAAAGCAUGAUCUAAGUCCUAGUUAUGCAGCUUCAUGGUCCAAGGGUGAGGAAUUCGCUGCUGAUAACUCUGGUCACCAGUAUGGUUUUCCAAAUGCUACAAGAAAAACUGAUGAAGAAGAUGAACCGAAGUGGAAGUCCCACUUUAAGAGUGGUAUCCCUCCUCCUUAUGUUAAACCAAGUACCAAACCAAAGGAUCACAGGCAUGAUGCCAAUGUGGGAUCUUCACUUGCUGGUUUUGACAGCAAUGGGGUGUCCGAUGAUCCUUCAACACAUGACAGGGCAUAUGUGGUUAAUAGGACAGAUAAGUACAAGGAAGGGUUAGAUCAUCCUGGUAAAGAACAGCAGAUAAUUCCGCCUGUUAGAGUGAAUAGUCAUGAUCGUGAUCGUGAGAAAGAUUAUUACUAUAAUCAUGAUGCAAGUGAUGCCCCUGUACCAAGACGAAGAUCAUCGAGAAGGCGACAUUCGAAAUCAACUUCUGGUCUUACUGAAGUUGAUAAUGCUGAAGAUACUGAAUCUGCAAGGAGAAAACACAGAAGCAGGAAAAGAGAUGACUCAAAACGAGGUCUGCAAAUUUUAUUCGAUGAUGAGCAGCAUAAAGACAAUGAGGAGGAAAGGAUAAUUGACAAGCUGUUGAUACAUUACAGUAAGAAACCGCCAUCUGGUGAAGAGGGAAAGAUAAGAAGAAAGUCUAAAAGUCAUCAUGCACAUCAUAUGGGAAGUGAUGUGGGUGAAGCUCCUCAGAAAUCUAGUAGGAAUACAUCCGAUGAUAUGUCCGAGACCAUUUCCCGUCCAGCCCGUUCAAUAUCUCUCCCUCCUGCACAAACAGCUGAAUCAAAAGGAACCAAAGUUUAUGCUCGUGCUAGCUCAUUCGAGUCUGAUAGGUCGAGUGCAGCCCAGCAUGUGCAUCCAAAGUUACCAGAUUAUGAUGAUUUGGCCGCUCACUUUGCAGCAAUGAAAGGGAGAUAAAGCUUUGGACCUUUCUGUGUCAUUUUUUUCUCCAAUCACUAUUGCGUUGCUUCCAUCUUAAAACUUCAUUUAUUUGCUUAGCUGAGUUGGCGCUGCUGCUGUCUUCUAGUACCCCUGCCUGCAUAUUGUUGGUCCAUCGCUUGCCAUUGCUAUUGCUUGGUAGUUUGAGUAUAUUUUCUUAUGUGCUUAUAGCACUUUUAUUACUACUUCUAUGACCAACGGCUGUAACUAGCAUUUAUAUACUUGCUGAUUCUUUUUAUUUUACAUGAUUAAGGUGGUAAUUGUGGGCUCA